AUGCCAUCGUCCUCCAUUCGAGUCUUGACCUCAUCAGACGUUGAUCAGGUGCUAACCGACCUAUCGCCUGAGAUUGCUUUAGCCUCCCAGUCAUAUGUCUUCAAGCACUUCUCCAGCCCCUCGGCAUCAAAGGAAGGUGAAUACGCUAUCAUCCAGACUCCUCAUAGAAUAACUAUCAGCUCAAAGCAGUCCACCAUGCUAUUCAUGCCUUCUCGUGCCCCCACAGCGGACAACUCCACGACAGCGUCAAUCAAGAUUGUAUCUGUGCCCACUGUAAGUGAUGGGGGUUUACCUGCAACUACUAUGGUGAUGGAUGAGACUACUGGGAGGGUCAAAGCUGUUGUUAACGCUAGGAAGUUGACGGCGUUGAGAAAUGCUUGUGGCUCAGCGCUCUUCCUCCGUCUCUUUCCCUCUCCAACCCCACCCACCCACCUUGUCCUCUUCGGUUCCGGUGCGCAAUGUCACUCGCAUACCAUUCUAUUUCUCCGUCUGUACUCCACCAUCCAAAGCGUGACUUUCGUCGUUCGUUCAUCCACCCCACGAUCCCAAUCCCUGAUCAACGACUUAUCCAAGCAAUUCCCCGGUAUAUCCAUCAAAGUUGAAGUGCAUCCAUCAAGCUCUUCAGAGGGAUUGGACGACGUGGUGGGUAAAGGAGAUAUAAUCGUUGCUGCAACUUCAUCGACCGUACCUCUUUUCACCACUCAGCCGAAAAGGGACGCGAGGGUGAUACUGAUAGGCUCAUACAAACCUACGAUGCACGAGGUCGAUCGAUCCCUGGUGGAAAGUGCGGGCGUGGUGGUUGACUCAAUCGAAGCUUGUAUGAGAGAAGCGGGCGAACUGAUCGAUUCGAAUUUGACAAAUGAAGAUUUGGUAGAAAUAGGUCAGGUGCUAGAUGAUUCCAGGGCAGAGGAAUAUAAGAGGAAGGUAGAAGAAAAAGCGAAUAGUAUAGGUGGGAAUGGAGUGGUGAUAUUCAAGUCUGUCGGACUGGGUAUCCAAGACGUGGCUAUCACCAAUAUCGUCUUGGAACAAGCUGAGAAGAUGAACUUGGGCCACGUGGUGGAGAAUUACGAUUGA
Molecule: messenger RNA, 1074 nt
Organism: Kwoniella botswanensis
Lineage: Eukaryota; Fungi; Basidiomycota; Tremellomycetes; Tremellales; Cryptococcaceae
Exons: 3
Coding region: 1-1074 (357 amino acids)
Cellular component (GO): cytoplasm
Source: RefSeq, a predicted model, not a curated record